Messenger RNA from Aspergillus heteromorphus CBS 117.55, 1224 nucleotides. RefSeq names its product RNA-binding protein. Gene Ontology annotation, molecular function: mRNA binding. The transcript has 4 exons. Lineage: Eukaryota; Fungi; Ascomycota; Eurotiomycetes; Eurotiales; Aspergillaceae. The coding region runs from base 1 to 1224 and encodes 407 amino acids. Gene Ontology annotation, cellular component: cytosol. Gene Ontology annotation, biological process: mRNA splice site recognition. The record is from RefSeq and is a predicted model, not a curated record.
AUGUCUUUCCAGAACUUUGAAUCGUUCCAGAACCAGCACCCUGCUGCUGACGCUGCUGCUGCCGCUCCCGGUGCUCCCGCUACUGCGGACACCACCAUGACUGGGCAGGCUGACCCGACUACUGCCCCCUUCCAGGGCCCGGCCCCCGGUGAGCCCACUGCUGCUCCCGUCCCCCAGCAGGCCAAUGAUGGCAAGACUACUCUCUGGAUGGGCGAGCUUGAGCCUUGGAUCGACGAGAACUUCGUCCGUAACCUCUGGUUCCAGAUGGGUGAGCAGGUCAACGUCAAGAUGAUCCGUGACAAGUUCUCUGGUAGGAGCAACGCCGGCUACUGCUUUGUCGACUUCGCGUCUCCCGCUGCUGCUGCCAAGGCUCUGUCCCUGAACGGCACUCCCAUGCCCAACACCAACCGCCUGUUCAAGCUGAACUGGGCCACCGGUGGAGGCCUUGCUGACCGCAGCCGUGAUGACCGCGGUCCCGAGUACUCUAUCUUCGUUGGCGACCUGGGCCCGGAGGUCAACGAGUAUGUCCUCGUUUCUCUCUUCCAGAGCCGCUUCCCGUCCUGCAAGUCCGCCAAGAUCAUGACCGACCCCAUCAGCGGCAUGUCCCGCGGAUACGGCUUCGUUCGUUUCUCCGAUGAGAACGACCAGCAGCGGGCCCUGAGCGAGAUGCAGGGUGUGUACUGUGGUAACCGCCCCAUGCGCAUCUCCACUGCCACCCCCAAGAACAAGGGCCCUGGAGUUGUUCCCGGUGCUAUGGGCAUGCCCGGCCCCGCAGGCAUGUACCCUCCCAUGGGUGCGCCCCCUAUGGGCUUCUACGGUGCUCCCCAGCCCAUGAACCAGUUCACCGACCCCAACAACACCACCGUCUUUGUUGGUGGCCUGUCCGGCUACGUCACCGAGGAUGAGCUGCGCUCUUUCUUCCAGGGAUUCGGCGAGAUCACCUACGUCAAGAUCCCCCCUGGCAAGGGCUGCGGUUUCGUCCAGUUCGUCCAGCGCCACGCUGCUGAGAUGGCCAUCAACCAGAUGCAGGGAUACCCCAUCGGUAACUCCCGUGUGCGUCUGAGCUGGGGUCGCUCUCAGAACAACUCGGGCCCUGCCGGAAGCCCCUACCGCCCUGCUCCCCCCCCGCCCCCCAUGUACCCCUCGAUGGGCAUGCCCCCGGCUCACCAGUACGGCGGCUUUGCGCCUAUGAAGGUUGGUUCUCCCUCGGUCACCCCCUCGUAA